AUGACGCUGGAUGCGCCAUAUCCAAAUAAGGAGACGCAACAUGUUCGUGGACCGCAAAGUACCUUCAGUGCGAGUUUGAAACCACCAAAACGCUACAAGCGCAGUCCGCCAAAUCUCACAGACGAAGUGUCUUUAGGUUUCCUUUCUUCUUUGUCGCAUGGAUACCAAAAUCCUCCUCUUCAACCGUCAAUCUUUCCCCGAAUCUCCUCGCAGUCCGAACGUAAAGAAUAUCUCGGUGUUGACGGGCUCCGUGAUGCUGUACAUCAUCCCGCAAUAGCGAGAUUUUUUAAUGACGAGGAUCAUGCCAAUCGGACUUCUGUGCUACAACAGCAAGAAAUAUGGACUUCCCGCUUCCGCCCCAGGAAAGCCGACGAAGUGCUAGGGAAUGAAUCGCGUGCGUUGUAUAUUCGAGAUUGGCUCAAAGCUCUCGAAAUUCGACUGCAUGUUACGAACUCGCCUCCUACGAAAAGUGGUGCCACUGUCACAGGCAGACGGAAGGUCAAGCCUGACCCACCCGAAAGGGCGCCCAAGCGAACUCGUGUCAUUCGAGCUGUGGAUAAAAAGAGAGGCAGGAAACGACGGAGGCUGGAUUCCGAGGACGAGUUAGAUUCUUUUAUUGCUUGCAGCGACAACGAAGACGAUACGAUCCCGGAUGAGCCAGUGGAAGGAACCGAUGACGAUGAUUUUAAUUUUUGCCGGCGAACGCUUUCCCGCCUUCAGCGAAAGGACAGAUCGCGACCAUUAGAACAACAUCGACCGACCUCAGAGAUUGGUGUUGACAACAUCCCGACUAAUCCAAAUUACCAAUCCUCCGACGCUAAUUUUACCGAUACUCUAACGAACACACUCAUAAUAACUGGGUCUCCAGGGUGUGGGAAGAGCGCAGCAGUUUAUGCGUGUGCAGACGAGCUGGGGUGGGAAGUUUUUGAGGUCUAUCCUGGGAUUGGAAGACGCAGCGGCGCAAACCUCGAUAACCUCGUUGGAGACGUGGGUAAAAAUCACCUCAUUCAACAGACAAGGCCAAAGUACCGGAUGGCAGCUGCACAGUGUGAUUCAAGAGCAACCGCUGCUCUUUCGACGCUUUCCCCUAAAACAGGAAAAGCUAACCCCAAACCCUCGCCUACAGACUUAGAUACCGAGCAUCCUAUUGGCUCAUUAAAAACAAAUGGACCGGCGAAACCGUCUGCUACUGCUCGGCAAUCACUCAUUCUGCUUGAAGAAGUCGAUAUAUUAUUCAAGGAAGACGCUGGUUUUUGGCCGGCAGUGAUAGACUUAAUCAAGGAGUGCCGCCGGCCCGUGAUCAUGACAUGUAACGACAUUACACUUGUCCCCGUCGCGGAUCUCCCUCUCCAAUCCGUUCUGACGUUCCAGCCUUGCCCUUCUGAACCCGCUGUCACGUUUUUGCAAUGCCUGUGCGUAACACAGGGAUACGCUAUCCCAAGAUAUAAGUUAAUCCAGCUUUACGAAACCACGCACAUCGUGCAGAGUAUGGAUCUUCCAGACGCGCCGCUCAACCCCAGAACCGAACCACUACCACCACCGGAUCUCAGGCGAUCUAUUACCCAGCUGCAAUUGAUUUGUACUGACGCCACCCACGAAGCUAAUGUCCCUCAAGAAGCACAGGGGGCCGCUGAAAACUUUCCGUCACUCCCUAUGACAAUUUCCGCCCAAAGCGGUGCUGAUGUUUCUGAGACAUCGACAGAGGAGCUGUGGCGAUGGGCUUCCACUUACACGGAUUGUGUUUCGUAUACUGACAGCUACCUCUGCAGGGGACCAUUGGAUGGACGUGAGGCCCUGUCAUACAACCUAUCUGAAUCUUUGCUUGACGAUGAAUUGGGUCACGCCAUACUAAUCCGGCCGUCCCACGUCUCUGACACGAGAGAUGGACUUGUCUUCUAUCACAAUGAUGAGCUCAUUGUGCAGGAUGCCAUCCACCUUUCACGUGGUAAACACGAGGUUUUGGGUGCUAUUCCGAUCACAACGUCGAUCAACCCCGCGGCUAGUGGUUCUAAUACUGACAUGGAAACCAGGCUCUUCCGAGCUCGCGUGGAGCAUCAAGCACAGAUGCUAGCCGCAUUGCAGGAUAUCGUUCAACCACCCGCACCUCUCAUGCCCCAGAGCAGCGUGUACCUUGAUUACAUACCGUGGGUGAGAUUUAUGGUUGGUGUGGAUGAUAUUCUUGAGCGAUUAGCGUGGGAUGAGAUGGAGAAGGUGAAGUCUGGGAGAUUAACGAGGAAUAGUAUGAAGGCGAGACAUAUACGGACUAUCGAUUUAAGAGAGGAUCAACAUCGGGCGCUGUUCUAUAACGUCGACAUUCACAAAGUCAUUCACAUCGACCAUCCUUGGGGCCGUCUCUUAACUACUCUUCAACAUCCUAUUUACACAGGCAUAAUGCCUGCAUCUACUACAACGAUCAAGCAUGUCAAUCUCUAUUCUUCACCGAAGGACACUAGCGACGGCACCCCUGCACUGAAAGAUGUAUCCAGACAUUCCCCAGUCAUUUCUCUUCCCCCUCUCGAUUAUUUACAACAGCAUCGCAGGGGCUCUAUCACAGAUCCAUCUCUACAUGCUGCCUCGGUAAACUCGUCUGCAGGUCCGCGUCAUAUAGAUGGUAUUGAUUUUGCUUCCCGUGCUAUCAUCCAACUCCGACCACGUCCGGCUGCUAACUACACUUUCGGUGAUGGGGGAGGCUCAACGCACAAUUCUGAGUCUUCAAGUAAACAAAUGCGCAAGAUAUUGCGCUCCCCAUCUGCAGAAUGGGAGCCUGCAAAGGGUAUUGCACCUCUACAGACAUCACUUCCUCCAAACGGGGGAACUAGUGAGUUUGAAGUAUCAUUUGUUGUACGCAUCUUCAGUAAUGAGAAACAAUCGCCCAGAGUUAAUACACGACAAGCAGACGACAGUGAUCACAGUUCACGAAGGCAAUCGAUUGCUAAUUCUUCGGAUUCCCAAAUGCCACACGGAACGAAACGAAAGACAUCUACUUACAGGGAAGCCGAUGGGAGCGAUGACACAGAUUCGCAACUGGUAGGACCUGGGGUACCUAGUCCCAUGACCAUCGAUUCAGAAGGACGCGCACAAAAACGGCGAGGGUCGACCAUUGAAAUGAGCAGGAUAGCCCAGCUAAGCAUAUACGACCAGAGGCGACAUUCAGUGCAUUCUGGAACGAUAGCGUCAAGGGCGAGCACAGGAAUCUCGGGAGGAAAUGGGCACUGGUGGUUGAAUGAGAGACGGGAUUCCUUACCACCGUCGUUCCCAAACGGGAUCACUAGUGGCUACUCCUCGGCAUUAUCCGGCGAUCAGCCACAUGGUCGACCUGCUGCACCCUCGACGCCAGGCAGCAUGGCGACUUUCGCGUGGUCUGCAGCACAACACCCGGACGGCUUGCAAGAUCCUAAUAUACAGCACCACCCCCGUUCUUUUGAAACACAACCUAUGCAGAUGACCAUGAUGCCCCCGAUGACAUUCCCGCCAGACAGGCGGAUGUCUGUGCCAGAAAGCUCGACUUCUACAAUAGGCCCGACGAGAAAUAUCCGUUCGCGGUCCCGACCUCCAUCGCGUCAAUUACGCGAAAACAGCCAGACUGUCACCUCUACUGUAGGGCCUGCGCCACCUGCGGAGGAGCCUUCUUCGGCUCCUUCUCCGUCAUCUAGCCUGAAACCGCCGAAGGAGCCGGGAUCUACGCCUUACUCUCGUUCACCCGAGCUGCGAGUUUCGCAUAAGCUUGCCGAGCGAAAGCGACGGAAAGAAAUGAAAGACCUAUUUGAUGAGCUGCGGGACCAGCUACCCGCAGAUCGGGGCAUGAAGGCAAGUAAAUGGGAAAUACUUAGCAAAGCUAUCGACUUUGUUACCAAUUUGAAACAAAGUCAUCAAGACAUGGUUCGUGAGAUCGAGUUGCUGAGACACGAGCUGGAAAGCAUGAGACAAGGCAUACCAUCUUUUGGUCCAGGAGCACCACCUCACGCUAUGGUGUAUGGACAGGGCGCACCAGUUCCAGGACCAUAUCCACCACCUCCAGGAGCGAUCUCUCAUCCUCCACCACACACGCAUCAACCGCCCCAUCCGCCCCAGCCACGACCACCAUCGUCGGAGAAUCCAUAUCCAGCAUCCACCAGCCUUCCACCAGCUCCAACAGGAGUACCACCAGCGCCAACUACCAAUGGUGUUGCGAGCAUACCAACGAACAAGUCGGAGGUACAGCCGAUGUAG
Molecule: messenger RNA, 4209 nt
Organism: Suillus bovinus
Lineage: Eukaryota; Fungi; Basidiomycota; Agaricomycetes; Boletales; Suillaceae
Exons: 9
Coding region: 1-4209 (1402 amino acids)
Cellular component (GO): nucleus
Molecular function (GO): DNA binding; protein dimerization activity
Source: RefSeq, a predicted model, not a curated record